AUGGUAGAAUCUGUGAGAACUGUUGCUCACAAUUCAAUGAUCAAGGCCAUAGAAGAAGCCGUAGAAAAGAAUGUUAGUGAUGAUGGUACCACUACCAGAGAUAUCAGUGUAGGCAUCGAUGGUACAUGGCAACGGCGAGGUUUUGCUUCGCUCAAUGGUAUAGUAUCAGUUUCAAGUUUCGACACGAGUAAAAUCCUCGAUGUGGAAAUCCUUACAAAAUAUUGUCACACAUGCAGUACAUCUAAAUCAAAUAAACAAAAAAAAGGCCACCACUUUUGUGAGAAGAACUUUGAAGGCAGUAGUGGUUCGAUGGAGGUUGCCGGAGCCAAGAGUGUAUUUUCGCGUUCUGUGGCCACAAGAAAUGUCAGGUACAAAUACUACCUAGGGGACGGAGACUGUAAGGGGUUUUCCACUGUUGUUGAAUCCCAACCAUAUGGGCCUACUUUUAAUAUUGAAAAAUUAGAAUGUGUAGGCCACGUUCAGAAACGAAUGGGUGGGCGUCUUCGAAAGUUGCGAAGAGACUUGAAAGGACAAAAGUUGAGUGAUGGACUGAAGAUAGGGGGGAAAAAAGGUAGGCUCACAGACAGUGUCAUAGACUCUUUACAAAAUUAUUAUGGCUUAGCUAUUAGGCGCAACAAAAAUAAUUUGGAAAAAAUGAAAAGCGACGUUUUGGGAAUCCUCUUCCAUAAAGCUUCCACAGACGACACCCCACAACAUCAACAUUGCGACGAAGCAUGGUGCAAGUACAAACAAGCUAUAAAAGAAAAUAAAACAUACAAGCACAAUAACUCACUAGACAAGGUUAUAAUCGACCAAAUAAAACCUAUAUUCGAGGAUCUGGCGAAAACUGAGUUGUUAGAGAAAUGUCUGCAUGGCCGAACACAAAACAUCAACGAAAGUUUUAACUCUGUUGUGUGGUCCAGGAUUCCCAAAAAUAAUUUUGUUGGAAGACAAACUCUGAGAUUUGGCACAUUUGACUCUGUUAUUACUUUUAAUGAAGGAAACAGGGGACGAUUAGAGGUUUUGAAAGAGCUUGGGGUCAAAGUUGGAAGAAAUUGUGCGAGAUUUCUUAGUGACAUCGACCGAUACCGGAUGAUGAAAUCAGAAAUUUCAUGUGAUGAGAAGACAAAGCAAGCCAGGAAAAGAACCAGGAUGAUUAGGAAGAAGCUCUGGGAUGCUGACAAAGAAAAGGAGCAGGAUUAUGCAGCUGGAAUGUUUUAA
Macrosteles quadrilineatus (aster leafhopper) is the source of this 1221-nucleotide messenger RNA. RefSeq lists its product as uncharacterized. The transcript has a single exon. Lineage: Eukaryota; Metazoa; Arthropoda; Insecta; Hemiptera; Cicadellidae. The record is from RefSeq and is a predicted model, not a curated record. Bases 1 to 1221 code for a protein of 406 amino acids.